This is a messenger RNA of Mus caroli (Ryukyu mouse), 3513 nucleotides long. RefSeq names its product WD repeat domain 27 (gene Wdr27). NCBI's taxonomy places the organism in Eukaryota, Metazoa, Chordata, Mammalia, Rodentia, Muridae. Gene Ontology annotation, molecular function: protein binding. The record is from RefSeq and is a predicted model, not a curated record.
CCGGGUUAACCUGUGUGAAGGCACCAGUGGUGCAUGUCUUCCUGUGGACCAGGCGCCCCAGCCUGGGCAGGACAAGCAGGAAAACCACCAGCUCAAUGGGGUCUACAUCAUGGGCAAUCACCACCAGCUGAGAUUUCUUGUUCUCCACCAAGGUGGUGACUAUAUUGACUCCUGCUCAGUGGACAGGUGGUCUCUCAGUUGGGACGUCGCCUUUGCCAGCAGCUUUCUUCUCAGCAGGGGCCAGUAGCCUUUGCUUCUUCUUUUGCUUUGUCUCUGGCCUGUACUUGUGGGCAAGCUUAAGCAGCUGAGUAGCUAUCUGCCUGUCCAGCGCCUGGGUAAACUGGUUAAUGGCAGGAGGUACUUUGAGCCGCUUGUAGAGGAUGGCUCUUUGCCUCUGCAGCAUGAUGUAACGGGGCCAUUUGACAAAGCGCGUUAAAUCUCUUUUGGGCUGGAUGGCCUUCCCAAAUGCCGAAAUUUGUGGGCCUUUUCUCAAACUAAGGAUUGACCACUUUUUUGGCCUCCUGGUCCUUGACACCGGUGGGGCACGGGGCCACCUUCUUCCCUUGGCUGUCUUUCCUUUAGGCAUCUUGCUUGGCUGGAGGAGAAAGCAUGCACACAGUUCUUCAGACUAGAUUUAAUGUCUGGUUUAUACAUGGGUGGAAAGGCAAGAAGUUUUUUGUCUCCUUUUACAAGAACACCAAUCUCAUCAAGGAGGUUCCACAUUCAAGACUGGGAUUACCUCCCAUUGUCCCUCUGAGCCUUAAGACCAUCAUCACCUUGGAAGACAGAGUUCAAUAUGGAAAAUUUGUCGGGGACACAUUUAAAGAAGAGCAUUAGGCUGAUAAUGGAAACGCCUCCAGAGAUGCCCUCCACUGAUGGCCACACGCGAGAUAUAGUUACAGAAAGAUAUGUGGUUGAGUCUAAGAAGUCUGCAGCUCAUGCUCCACUUGCUUGUAGCACACAACACUGUGCUUUUCCUCUAGAUGGGAGCCAUCUCUGUGUGUGGAGCUCCAAGGACCCUUCUCACCAGCUUCUCACCCUACAAGGACACCAUAAAUUGAUUACUGCUGUGGUUUUUGGAAAUCAGAUAGAUCCACUUCUCCUCUGCUCUGCAUCAGAGGAUUAUAUUAUAAUGUGGAACGUGGCUGAAUGCAGAGAGAAGACACUUAAAGGGCUGACUCCUCGAGGGACUAUCCUGGGCUCCCUUUUACAAACAGUGUUGUGUUUGCGAUUUAGUCUGGAUGAUCGUGCUGUUGCAGUGUGUGCUGGAAACAAAAUAUCUGUGAUGGAUGUGGAGAAGCAGUCUGUGCUGGUAGAGUUGAAGGGCCAUCAAGGCUCAGUGACAGCAGUGGAGUUCUGUCCCUGGCAAGCACACACCCUCAUCUCUGUGUCUGAAGACAGAAGCUUUAAGGUCUGGGACUUUUGUGUGGGAUCCUUGAUAUACAGUUCAUCCAUUUUAACAGCUUACCCUCUCCUGAAUUUGCUUAUCAAUGAAGAAAACCAACAGCUGGUCACCGGCAGUGCUGAUGGCCAGCUGUGGAUCUUUAGUUUGAUGGAGGGACAUCACUACCACUGUGUGGCACGUGUGGACGUAAGGAGGAAAAGGGAGACUUUCGUCACCCGAAGAAUGAUGGCUGAGCAGUGCAGCCUGCCAGGAGACCAUCAGUGCCAGAACAGACAUGAGGUGGAUAAAAGGGGAGAGGCUGAAGCAACAUUCCCUAUCCUGGACCUGGCGCCCUGUGACCUCUGCCUGCCGGAUUCCCAGUGUGGAGCUUUUGCUUCUGAGUGCACCAAAUGUCUAUGGAUUGGAAGCUCAACAGCUCUAUUCAUAUUGAACCUGGCAAGCUUUGAAUUGGAAGCCGCUUUACACUUCAAGGAAUUUCAGAGCCUGAGCGUCCAAGUUGCUGGGUCCUGUGCAGUGAUGAGCGAGCCCAUGAGCGCCAAGGCAUUUUGCAUGCUUUCAUCUAUGUUUGGGAGUAAGAUUGCUGUAUUGGAAAUCGACUUGGCUGCUCUGCUCAGCGCUCAGCAGUACCCUCGGGCAGGAAGGGUGCUUUCUGUGCUGGCAAGCUCCUGUGUCCUGCCAACUUCUCCACUGUAUUUUGGAAUUAUUAAGGAAAAAUUUCCUAAGCUUGCCAAUACCAAACAACAUGCUGUGAAGAGUGUCAUGGAGGACAGGCCCCUGGUUUUCCACACUAAGGUUAGGUCAUCUGGCUAUACAUCGGCACCGCAUAUGGCUAUGUUUUCUCCAAAGACUAACAUCAAACAUGAUAACAAAAGAUCUUCAAAGUACAAGAACAAUUACAAAUGUAAAGAGUGCUCUUUGGAGAAUUUCCUACCCAGAAAUCUCAGCAGACAGGUUGCUGUAGCCCAGAAGCCUGUUGCUGUGAGCUGUUUGCAGUUCUCAGGGGAUGGACAGCAGCUGGCCUGUGGCUUAGGUAACCACCUGUCCCUGGUCUUCAACGCCAGCCUUUCAGGAGCACCGGCUGCCUUUUCAGGUCAUGAUGGAGCUGUGAGCACUAUCUGCUGGAGCCAUGACAAGAGGUGGCUGCUGUCUACAGGCCGAGACCGGACACUGAGGGUGUGGUCAGUUCACAGGACAGAACUCAUGCUGCUUUUGGCUCCAGAUGCUUUUCCCAAGCCAGUAACAUCUGCACAGUUCUACUACAUGGAUACCUUCAUACUGCUGUCUUCUGGCCCAGAGUUUUGCCUGCUGAAGUACCACAUUGACCUCUGUAGGGAUGACAUACGAAGGUAUAAACCAAAAAGCAGGUAUAAGCCUAUUUUCAGGUUGCCAAUGACCAGUGGGGCAGACAUAACCAGCCUGUCAGCGGUGAACGACUUUUAUUCCCACAUCAUCCUCACAGCUGGCCGGGACCGGGCUGUUGAAGUUUUUGAUCUCAAUGCUGGCUGCAGCGCUGCAGUGCUUGCUGAAGUCCAUUCCAGGCCUGUUCAUCGAAUUUGUCAAAAUAAAGGAUCAUCCUUUGUAGCCCAGCAUUCCCUGGCAUAUAAUCUUUUCCUGACUGCAGCUGUUGGUGAUGGAAUUCGACUGUGGGACUUGAGGAACCUGAGGUGUGUGCGCUGCUUUGAGGGGCAUCCAAACCGCUCUUACCCUUGUGGAGUUGCUUUUAGUCCUUGUGGAAGGCUCAUGGCUUGUGGUGCGGAGGACAGACAUGCUUAUGUGUAUGAAAUGGGCUCCAGCAGCUUUCUGCACCGUCUUGCAGGACACACAGAUACAAUUACUGAAGUGGCCUUCAACCCAGCAGCUCCUCAGCUUGUCACAGCCACCUUAGACGGGAAACUUCAGCUAUUUGUGGCUGAGUGAUGGCCAUUGUGCUGGUAAGAAUAUGAGAAGAAAGGAGAGAAAGAAUCCAUGGCUUAGCUAUUGAAGUGGAUGGGCAGUUUCCAUAGGAGGCCCUUGCUGCUCUCCUCUUCUGUAGGACUGACCCUCAUCUGAGAGUCCUUCCUCUCAAGCAAACCCUCAGGAACAAUGGAAAUGAUACUCUUCAAUAAAGA